Molecule: messenger RNA, 2112 nt
Organism: Fusarium coffeatum
Lineage: Eukaryota; Fungi; Ascomycota; Sordariomycetes; Hypocreales; Nectriaceae
Exons: 4
Coding region: 1-2112 (703 amino acids)
Biological process (GO): regulation of DNA-templated transcription; DNA-templated transcription
Molecular function (GO): DNA-binding transcription factor activity, RNA polymerase II-specific; zinc ion binding; DNA binding
Source: RefSeq, a predicted model, not a curated record
AUGGAUGUAGACAACGAGCAUUCAGACGGCGGUAGUCAACAGCCGCCCAGCGCUGAACACACACCUCAAGGAGCUUCUGCGCAAGCCGGAGGAGCUUCAGGAAACCCAACCCCCACCUCAGUUCAGUCUUCCAACACGCCCUCGACUGCAUCUGGCAAUGCACCCAUUGUCACCCAUUCACAGAACUCUAAACGUCGACGAGGACUAGGUGUUGUCACGCCCAAUGCCUGCACGGAGUGCCGUAAGAAGCGUGCCAAGUGCGACGGCAAGAAACCAUGCGGGCGUUGUAGAGCGCAAAAAGACGUCGAGUGCGUAUACGAGAUACCCGUGCGCCAAUCGAAGGAAAACUUACGUACCGAAAUCGAGACUCUCCGCCAAAAACAACGUUCAAGUGAUCAAGUCUUCGCUGCGCUUGUUCGACCGGAGCUAUGGGAAGAAGUUCUCACGCGACUUCGAGGUGGCCAACCGAUCGAGAACAUUUCAGAAUGGCUAGCAAGCGUGCCACCGUCCGGAGGGGGUCGAAUGCCCAGCUUUCCCCCCCGAUCUGAAGGACCUACAAUGGGGCCCGCGCCAGGUUUCCCUGGAGGCGGACUGGGAACGCUGGCAGCGAUGAGUCUUGGUGUGAACCAGGUCCCACCACAGCAGCCUCCCAUGAGGGAGAUGGGCCAGCACAGUCCAUGGCAUUCUUCGUUCCAUAGCCAGACCGGGUCGACCAGGAGCAACUCCCAUCCAGAUGUUAUGAAUUGGACGCCACAAAAUCGAGUCGGAUCUUGGGCGGAAGGGAUGCAUCCUGAACAAAUGUCAGAUGGCAUGCCACGAUAUCGUGGUGUUGAGCAGAUUCUAUCGCCUCUAAACGAACCAGAACUCCGAACGCCGACUUCAACGUGGACCGCUCUUACUAGCGACAGUACUCUGGUUCAACAUCUUCUGGCGUUGUACUUCUGCUGGGAGUACCCGACUUUUGCGUCUCUCAGUAAAGAGCAUUUCCUACAGGAUUUCCAAGAAGGUCGAAACCGCUAUUGCUCACCAAUACUUGUGAACGCUCUCCUCGCACUGGGCUGCCGUUUCUCGACUCAACCUAUGUCUCGAGCCAAUCCAAAUGACCCAUAUACAUCGGGCGACCAUUUCUUCAAAGAAUCAUUGCGACUUUUCUCGCAGGAAACAGACCAUCACUCACUGACCACGAUUCAAGCUCUGGGCAUAAUGUCAAUCCGAGAAGCUAGUUGCGGGCGGGAUUCAGAGAGUUGGUAUUACGCUGGCCAGAGCAUUCGUCUGGCCAUCGAGAUGGGGUUGCAUAGAAUAAUGGAUGAAGGCGAUGAGGACGAACUUGCUGUGCAAUCAGCAACCUUCUGGGGAGCUUUUGCACUAGAUCAAAUCCCCGAGGUUCUUCGGCUGGGGCACAACUUUACCCCAGCUGUGCUGUUUGCACACAUGUACUAUCAUUUUGCUAUCCUACUCUUAUUUCGACCUCUGAUCAAGCUGCGAAUCAUUGGAUCCAAAGUCGCUCCUCGCGAUGUUUGUUCCCAAGCAGCCGACGCUAUCCAAGGUCUUUUGAGGUCAUAUUCUUCCCUUUACACCUUGCGAAGAACCCCCUCAUUUGUACCGUAUUUUGUCCUUACGUCAGCCAUCAUGCACUUGGCGAUUGGUGCAACGAGCGUCAAUCCGGAGGCCACUGAAGCCGACAUGGAGAAGGCGGUUAAGGUCGAUCCUCGCGUCGCCGAGUCUAUCACCCAAGGCAUAUCAGAUCUUACUGAAAUGGCCCCUUGCCACCAAUUCGCCGAACAGGCGCUCAACAUAUUACGCUAUCUGGCUGCGAAGUGGAAUAUUGACGUCGAGAAUAAUGCCGAUAAGCUCACAGCCGAGGAAUACGAUCGUCUAGUGCUGCCACAAACUGGAAGUCUGAACUUUUUCUCUCCAAAUAUGCGCGAGGGAGAUAUAACGUGCCAAUGGGGUGCAGGAAACUUUAUGCCAGGAACGUCGGAACAGUCGCCUUCGGCCCAGAAGGUGGGGGACAAUAUGGAAAACCCCCUUUUCUGGCCGUUUCCUAUGCAAGGCCGGCCUAUCCUUCCUGAUGGCCUUGAACUGGAACAUGCGGGCUUUGCCAUACUCUGA